AUGGUGUCUUCGACUGCACUCACCUCCAAGGUGGCCUCGGGCUCACCCUACCAGCUUGAUAAUCCUCAGGUCGCCCGAGCUUCAUCUGCACUGCUGCGACACAUCAAGUCCAACCAGGAGGAGAAGGAAAAGUCCGCAACCAAGAAAACUCUGAUUGGCGACAAUGACGACGACUCCGACGCCGAGGACAGCUCGAUCUCCAACGAAGCUGUCUGGCUGAUCCUCACCACCAAGAAGCACGUGGUGGACAAGAACCGCCUGAAGCCCGGCAAGAUUGCUAUCCCGCACUCCCUCAACUCCUCGCCCUCGCUCAGCAUCUGCGUGAUCACCGCCGACCCCCAGCGCGGCGUCAAGGACAUCAUCGCCGACCCGAUCUUCCCGCAAGAACUCUCAUCCCGCAUCGACAAAGUCAUCGGGUUCUCGAAACUCAAGGCGCGCUACCAGAGCUUCGAAAGCCGGCGCCAAUUGUUCUCGGAGCAUGAUGUUUUCCUGGCCGACGACCGGAUCAUCACGCGCCUGGUGCCUACGCUCGGCAAGAUCUUCUACAAGUCCAGCAAGCGGCCGAUUCCCAUUCGCAUUGCCGAGAUUGAGAAGGUGGACGGUAAGCGGGUGAAGAAGGAUCCGAAGAAGAAGCCUGCCAAGGAAGAGCGGAGCGCGGCGUUUGCAGCGCCGUUGAUCGUGGCCAAGGAGAUUGAGCGCACCCUCAACUGUGCGGCUGUGCACCUUGCGCCGGCCACCACAGCGGCUAUCCGGGUUGGAUCGUCCAAGUUCACCGCCGAUCAACUGUCUGAGAAUGUCGCCGCCGUGGUCAAGGGUCUGACGGAGAAGUUUGUCACGAAGGGCUGGAGGAACAUCAAGGCUCUGCACAUUAAGGGCGCCAACACCAUGGCCAUGCCGAUCUGGCUGGCCAGCGAGUUGUGGGUGGAGGAUGCCGAUGUGGUGGAGGAGGGGCAAGGUGUUCCGGCUAUCGAAGGCGCUAAGAACUCCAAGAAGCGCAAGUCGAUUGCAGACCAGAAGCCCGAGGAGAAGAAAGCAAAGAAGUCCAAGCCGGCCGACGACGACGAUGAUGAUGAGGAGAAGGCAUCCUCGCGGAAACAGAAGCUCCAGCAGCUCAAGGCCAAGGCGCUGGAAGAUGGCGAUACGGUGGUCGCAGCACCCAAGGCAGCUGGCAAACAGAAGAGAAAGUCGACCUAG
Messenger RNA from Penicillium lagena, 1194 nucleotides. RefSeq lists its product as uncharacterized. The transcript has 2 exons. The coding region runs from base 1 to 1194 and encodes 397 amino acids. The record is from RefSeq and is a predicted model, not a curated record. Lineage: Eukaryota; Fungi; Ascomycota; Eurotiomycetes; Eurotiales; Aspergillaceae.